AUAACUAAUAUUUUGUUUCAGAAAAAUCAGUGAAACAUAAAAUGAGAUUUACAAAGUUUUGUAUUCUCUCCAUCCUUCUUCCUUCUCUUCUUACCCUUCUCUCUCCAACCCUGGCUCAAUCCUUCUCUCCGUUCUCUAUCCUGGAUAAUUUUCUCAACUCACCAAACAUCAGAAAUGGGUUUUUAAACACAAAACAGUCUCGGAGACCAAGAUUCCUGCAUCCAAGUAUUCGACCUCCGGAUCCUAACCUCCGAGCUCCAGACUUCAGCCUCCGACCUCCACUACCUAACCUCCAGCCUACGGUGUUUAAUGGAGGCUCUGGAAGUGGAAGACCUGAAUUUCAGGAUCAAAUUGGAAGCUUUGACUUUCAGAAACCGGUUUUUAUCAAGACCUUUCCUAAACCGGUUUUCAGAGAUGUAUCAACAGAACCAGUUUUCAACAGAAACCCGGUUGAACCCUUGGUGUUUACUACAAUAUCCCCUGUUUCAGCUGUGGAGAAUAGUUUCAGCAAUCAAGGAUUCAAAGCUUCUCAGGUAGAUUUUGUAUCAUACAUUUAUUUUACCCCUCCCCCUCCCCUCCCUAUAGGUCUUUAUUUGGGGAAAAAGGGGAUACAACACACUUAUUUUUGA
Messenger RNA from Eurytemora carolleeae, 629 nucleotides. RefSeq lists its product as uncharacterized. The transcript has 3 exons. Lineage: Eukaryota; Metazoa; Arthropoda; Copepoda; Calanoida; Temoridae. Bases 42 to 629 code for a protein of 195 amino acids. The record is from RefSeq and is a predicted model, not a curated record.